Messenger RNA from Cylindrotheca closterium, 3369 nucleotides. NCBI's taxonomy places the organism in Eukaryota, Bacillariophyta, Bacillariophyceae, Bacillariales, Bacillariaceae. The record is from the annotation of a GenBank genome assembly.
AUGACAAGCAUUUCGGUUUCGGAACAACAAGUUGCCUCAAGCAAUAACGUUCUCGUGACCUCCGAUGCAACAGUGGCUUCCUUUUCUGUUUGGUCAGAGGCCUCUCACGAAGAUGGCUCUGAUGCCAGUCCUGUCUUUGCAAAGAAGACUGGGUCUCAGGAUCGGGAUGAACAUUCUGCAGCACAUUCUUCCAUACGAAAAAGCACCAGACUUUCCAUAGUGCAGGCUGUUGAAACAACAAGCAGCCGUUCUGAAAAAGUUUUAGAAGAGCUCACCAUCAACAAGCUCAAUAUACAAUCCUUGGGUUUGGUUGGAAGAGACGACGAGAAAUCUAUAUUGAAGAAUUGCUAUCAGCGACUUUGCAACGCCAACGGGGAUCAGACGCCAUCAGCACCACCUUGUUCUCAAGAAGCCAGUGCAAUUAUAGUUCCAAAUGAAUUGGUAUUUGUUCAGGGGUACAGUGGAAUUGGAAAGUCAGCAUUGGCGCGGACGAUACAAACGGAAAUAGAGGAGUCUUCGAAUGCUGUGUAUGUAGAGGGAAAAUAUGAAUUCACAUCGACGGAUGAACCGUAUUCUGGCAUAUCGCAAGCCUUUGGAAAACUGUGCAAUAAAUUCAAAGACUGCCCUGCCGAAACACGGGACAAAAUUUCAAGUGCUGUCGCGGAAAAUAUGAGAGAAGAAGCAUUUAUGCUGAUGAGCAUGAUUCCCGAGAUCAGUGUCUUUCUUGACUUGGAUGAUGCGAAUUCGAUAUGGAUUUAUGGUAGUUCCCCUGGACGAGAGCACGAACGAUGGAAGUAUGCCUUUCGGACAUUUACUCGGAUACUUGGUUCGCACUUUGCUCCGAUCAUCAUAAUGUUGGAUGAUCUGCAGUGGGCUGAUGUGUCGUCUCUUGAUAUUAUGGAUUAUCUGAUGUCAGAUGUUCAGAACCCAUAUCCAUUGAUGAUAAUCGGUUGCUAUCGAUCGAAUGAGGUUGACGAAAAUAGCAUUCUUUACAAUCGCAUCCAGACACUCCGAUGCAAGCAUCAAAAUGGCAUCGUUAAACUCACUGACAUCAAGCUCGAGAACUGCAGUAUUGAUUCUAUCAACAAGAUUAUUAUGUCAAUGAUGGGAAUCGAUGACGAUUCUAUGACGAGAGAUCUGGCCGACGUCUGUUUCAAAAGGACCUUAGGCAACCCAUUCUUCUUGAUUGAAUUCAUGAGAGCGCUGCAAGCCGAAGGCCUUGUCGUCUUUAAUAUAAUCAUGAUGAAGUGGGUUUGGGAUGUCAAAGAGAUCGAAAAUUCAACCAUGUCGGCAGCCAAUGUUGUGGAUCUUCUCAAAGGAAGGAUGCAAAAGUUACCAAAUGAUGUGCAGCUUCUCUUGCAAUAUGCGGCAUGCCUUGGGUCAUCGUUCUCUAUAGCGAUCCUAAAGAAUAUUUGGAGCCAGCAUGCCUGCAUCAAGUUGAUUCGCGCAACUGAUGACAUUGAAGACAUGCUGAGGCAGAUAGAGAAAGUCAAGCUAGUGGAGCCUUGUGCGUUGGAUGAGCUACGCUGGGUGCACGACAAAGUUCAAGAGGCUGCAUUGUCCUUGUCAGAUUUGGUGACGCCUCCUUUCCAAUGCGCCUUGGGCAUCUUUUUGUACCAGGGACUGGAGAAGGAACAACUGGAGCAACAGCUAUUUGAUGUUGCAGAUCUUGUCAACAAAGGAAACCCUACUGAAAGAUUGGAUGUUGCUGUACUAAACCUUCGGGCGGCAAAGAAGGCACGCAAAAUGGCUGCUUUGUUCAGCGCAGCACAAUAUAUAAAAUAUGCAAUCGAACAGCUCCCCAAUGAUAAAUGGAAAUUGCACCGAGUGCUUGCAUUACAGCUGUAUUCGAUUGGUGCCGAAAUGGAAUAUGCUCUUGGUAAUAUUCCCACAGCAGAAGAGUACAUUGGAAUCAUUCUAGAUCGAGAUGAAUUCACACCGAUGGAAACGCUGCCUUUGAAAAAGAUGAAAGCGCAGAUUCUAGCGACUGCUCAUCUUCGCUGGAACGAAGCGUGUGAUUUUGGCCUUGUCAUUCUGAAGGAUCUUGGAUACAACUUUGUGUGGAAAGCUUCAUUGAUUCCUAUCCAAAUGCUAAUGGCGAUAAAGAAAAUUGCCAAAAGAGUGAAGAAAAUAUCUGUAAAAGAUGUCGAGAAAAUGGGAUUUGUGGAAGACAAGAAACAGCUCGCUGCCGUCGAUAUAUUGAAGCUGAUGAAGCACCUUACGUACAGUGCAAAUACGCUCCCAUUGUGUUUUCUUUGCGUUUGUAAAGUGAUUGAGAUAACACUGGAUCAUGGCAUCAGUCUGUGCUCUGCCGAUUGUUUCGCGACAUUCGGUGGUAUAUUGAUGUUUCUUUUCAAGGACCACAAGGCUGCAUCACACAUCUGUGAUCUGGCGUUCGCUUUGCAGAGACGAAGUGGUCGACGCCAUAUUGCUGACACGAUACAUAGCGCCUGGGCUUUUGUUCUUGUGCAAACCAAACCCCUACAUGAAGGCCUGAACCUCACCUUAAAAGGAUACACGCAAGGACUACGAGAUGGCGACCCUCUGGAUUCUACCAAUUGUCUCAUCAAUCGUUUCGUGCUGCUUCCAUACAUGAUGGGCCGUUCGCUUGAGUCAAUCAUUGAGCAAUUUCCAAAGAUAGCUCCACAGUUGGAAGAAUCCGGAAUCACAAAUAACAUACUCACAUUGAAGGUUUGGUGGCAAAUGAUGCUGAAUCUGCAGUUGCCUCCAAUCGAGACCUCGAAGAAAUUGGAAGGAGAGAAGUUCCGUCAAUCUGAGGAGAAAGCUGAAAGCAACAUGUAUAUUGGUAAUGUGAAUCUUGCGAUUGGUGAAUUAUUGCUAUUCUUUGGGGAACACGAGGAACGGGCAAAGCGUCUACUCGGGGAAGAGAAGGGAAAGACGUAUUCAGAGCUUGUUCAGGGAUAUCCUCCGCACGGGAUCGAGACGUUCCAUCGUGGCAUCACCUGGUAUGCCAUGGCUCGAAAGACUGGCAAUCGAAAGUACAAGUCCAGGGCCACCGAAGUGAGAAAAGAGAUUACAAAAUGGGUGAAAAAGGGGAACCCAAACGCAAAGGAUUAUGAUGUUUUCCUGAGAGCAGAGCAGGCAGUAUUGGACAAGAAGUACAAGAAGGCGAACGACUUGUAUAAGCAGGCCAUUGUUCAUGCUGCUCGGAUAGGUCACCUUUCCCAUGUUGCACUGUACAAUGAGAGGUUUGCCGAGUACCAACUUGAGGUGCUCGGGGAUGUAGACGACUGCAAGUAUCGCAUGGAAGAAGCGAUUAGAUAUUACACUGAAUGGGGGGCAACGGGCAAGGCAAAUCAGCUGCGACAGUCCCUAUCAAGCAUCACUGACCUCUUUUGGCUAAUGUAG